AUGGCAGAGGAAGCUGGAGAAGACACUCCCUUCACCUUUCACGUCAAGUCGUCCGCAGAGCCCAAGUAUAGCCUCACGCUGAAGCCAUCGUCCACCAUCGCAGAGAUCAAGCAGAUCCUCACUGGCGCAGAGUAUGCGAAUGUCCCCGCGGAACGCCAGCGACUGAUCUAUUCAGGGCGCGUACUGAAGGACAGCGACACGCUCGCCUCGCAUAAGGUCAAGGAGGGCCACACCAUCCAUCUGGUGAAGAGCUCUGCCGCCAGCAGCAGCAGCGGCAACAGCAGCCAGUCCCAGCAGCAGUCCUCCGGUCAGGCUGCCGGCAGGUCAAAUACACCGUCAAGGGCAGCUCCGUCUGCUGCUGCCGGUGUGCCAACCAACCUGGCUGCUGGGACGGGGAACUCGAUGCUGGCUGGGUUGACGGGAGCUAGAUAUGCGGGUUUCUCUCAGCUUCCUGGUGCUGGAAUGUUUGGUCCAGACGGAGGAAUGGGGCCGUUGCCUGACCCCGAUCAGAUCUUGAGCAUGAUGGAGAACCCUCAAUUUCAGUCCACCAUGAACGAGGCACUCCAGAACCCCCAGAUCAUCGACAUGAUGAUACAGCAGAACCCUAUGCUCCGGGAUGUGCCCAACGCCCGUCAGAUGCUGCAGUCUCCAGAGUUCCGAAGGAUGCUCACAGAUCCUAACAUGCUGCGGUACAUGACACAGAUGCAAAGAGCCAUGGGUCAGGGCGGUGGACAGUCCGCCUUUCCUGCACCGGGAGUCACCAAUACCACCCAGCAGCGCGAAGGUGACAGCGGUAACCAGGACACAGCUGGCAAUCAGAAUACCAACACUCAGCCUCCCCCUUUCAACCCCUUUCUCGGCAUGCCCGGUGCUGGCGGGAACCCGUUCGCCUCGUUCCUAGCCGGUAUGCAACAGCCGCCUCCAGCUAGUACGCCUGGAAACGGAACCGCCACAGGCUCCAACCAGCAGCAACAACAGCACCAGCCAAACCCGUUUGCCUCCUUGUUCAAUCCAGCACUAUUCGGCCCGCCACCAAACCCAGACGGCCAGGGAGGACAGCACCCGCAGAACCCGUUCAUGGCAAACCCAGCUCUGUUCUCUCAACUUAUGCAGGCGAUGGGAGGUCCCGGAGCAGAGUCCAACAGUCCACUGCACCCUCUCUUCGGCGGCCAACCAGCUCAGCCGGCAGACACUCGUCCGCCGGAGGAACGGUACGCAGAACAGCUUCGGCAGCUGAACGAUAUGGGCUUCUUCGAGUUUGACAGAAACAUCGAGGCUCUGAGGCGGUCUGGAGGCAGCGUACAGGGAGCCAUCGAGUAUCUUCUCAACAGUCCAUGA
This is a messenger RNA of Microsporum canis CBS 113480, 1338 nucleotides long. Its product is annotated as deubiquitination-protection protein dph1. The transcript has 2 exons. The record is from RefSeq and is a predicted model, not a curated record. The coding region runs from base 1 to 1338 and encodes 445 amino acids. Gene Ontology annotation, molecular function: polyubiquitin modification-dependent protein binding. Gene Ontology annotation, biological process: ubiquitin-dependent protein catabolic process. NCBI's taxonomy places the organism in Eukaryota, Fungi, Ascomycota, Eurotiomycetes, Onygenales, Arthrodermataceae. Gene Ontology annotation, cellular component: cytosol.